UUAGGAGAAGGAGGGAGAGGUGGGAAGGUAGAGGUAGGCAGACAGAGAGAGAUGCUGUUGUACAGUGAGAGCGUCCGCGAGGCUGCUACUCUUCAUCCUCUCAUCAGGGAACAGGAUGUGUUGUGCAGCAGUGAUGUACAGAUUCACCGCAGAGGCGGAAAAUGCAGAUAGGAGUUCACCUUGAGCUGGAGUCCAACUGUGCCACACUGGACCUUUGGGACUACAUCUAACCCUCUUUAAUCAGACAAAUAAGAGCAAGUGGGAUUUAAUUAGACCUGACAGCCUGCCAAAAUAAAGGGACCUCAGCUUCAGUAACUUCUGGACUGCUGCUCUCUGCAGAGGCCAGAAUUCAAACAGGUUUUUGCUUUGGCAGAGGACUGUCACAGCUGUUUCUAUGUAGACUGUGAUAUCCUUUCACCGCUCACACUGGAACCCCACAAAGCCAAGCAGGUCCCACGGCUCAGGACCCCUGGAGCCAGCCUGACCUUGGACCAGCUGUCGCCCGAACCCCUCCUGGCACCAGCAGAAGCGUCCGGCAUGUCUCAUAGCAGAGGGCGGUACCACAACAAGAAAGCCGGCAUCCGGGCCGCUGUGAUCCUGAUCGGGCUUCUUCACAAGUCUCGCAAAGCCAAGGAGAGAGAGAAGGAAAGAGAGAGAGAGGAGGGCGAAGGGAAACAGGAACUGCUGAACAUCUCCAGCGUCCCUCUGGGAGAAUGCCCCCCCUCUCCCCCUCGCACUGCACCACCCAGCAUGAAGUCUGCAGAUUUCUUCGAUAUGCUGGAAAAGAUGCAGGUCCCCAAAGCUGAAGACGCCAAAAAAUGGAAGGAUGACUAUAUCCCUUACCCACGGAUAGAAGAUGUCUUAGAGAAAGGUGGUCCAUAUCCCCAAGUAAUCCUGCCCCAGUUUGGGGGUUACUGGAUUGAAGAUGCAGAGGCAACUGCAGGAACCCCUUCCUCCUCUGAGUCCAGUUUCUGUGAGGAGGAGGAUGGAGAUGAGGGCAUGAGCCCUGGCGGGGCGCAUAGCUACCGUCUGGAGUGUAACAGCACAGCUCGAGCCUACCGCAAGCACUUCUUUGGCAAGGAGCACAUGAACUACUACUGCACGGGCAGCAGCAUAGGCAACCUCAUCAUGUCUCUGAAACACGAGGAGGCUCAGGGCCAGGAGUUUCUGCGUAUAAUGCUCAGAUCUCGGAUCAAAACAGUUCAUGACAGGAUCUCUUUAGCUGGAAUCAGUCAGCUGCCCAGUGUGCCUCAGAUUGCAAAGCUGCUGUGUGACGAUGCCACAGGGCUGAGGUUCAACCCAGUCCUUUACCCUCGGGCAUCUCAGCUAAUAGUGGGUUAUGAUGAGCAUGAAGUGAACAACACCUUCAAAUUUGGAGUCAUCUACCAGAAAUUUGGACAGACAUCAGAGGAAGAGUUAUUUGGGAACAACGAGGAGACACCUGCUUUCAAGGAGUUCCUUAGCAUCUUAGGAGACAACAUUGAGCUCCAGGAUUUUAAAGGGUUCCGCGGUGGGCUGGACGUGUCUCAUGGACAGACGGGAUCUGAAUCCAUCUACACUGUCUUCAGACACAGAGAGAUUAUGUUCCAUGUUUCCACUAAGCUUCCCUUUACCGAGGGUGACGUGCAGCAGCUCCAACGGAAAAGACACAUUGGAAAUGACAUUGUGGCUGCAGUCUUCCAGGAAGAGCCCACACCGUUUGUUCCAGACGUGAUAGCCUCCAACUUCCUGCACGCUUACGUUCUGGUCCAGGCCGAGAACCCCUGUACAGAUCAUACAACCUACAAGGUGUCUGUUACAGCGAGGGAAGAUGUUCCACCUUUUGGGCCUCCGCUGCCAAACCCAGCCAUCUUCAAGAAGGGUCCUGAGUUCCGAGAUUUCCUGCUAACAAAGCUGAUCAAUGCUGAAAACGCCUGCUACAAAUCUGACAAAUUUGCCAAAUUAGAGGGACGCACACGAGCCGCCCUGCUGGACAACCUGCACGAUGAGCUGCACAGACAGAGCCAGGCGGUGCUGGGACUCGGGCAGGUGGGGGAGGAGGAUAAGCUGGAGAACGGCGGACAUGGGGGUCUGCUCGAAUCGUUCAAGAGGGCCAUGCGUGUCAGGAGCCACUCCAUGGAGACUGUAGUGGGUUCUCAUCGUCACCGGAGCCCUGGGGUUGCAGGUGGGGUCCCUGCCAGCCUCAGCGGAGGGGGGCUGCCACAGAGCACCAGUGAAUGUACAAAGAGCACCUUCACCCCUCCAGUAGUGUCAGCCAAAUCUCCUCUGAAGAGCCCAGUGAAACGCCGUUCAGGCCUCUUCCCACGUCUCCACUCCAGCACAGACACCCCAUCAGACAAACACACACGCAGCGACCACAAACCAGCAGAGAUCUGUCCUCAUUCCCAAGAAGUGAGAUCAGAGACAUCAUCCAAUCCCAGCUCACCCGAGAUUUGCCCCAACAAAGACAGGCCAUUUAUUAAGCACAAGGAGUGCAGCAGUGCCAGCAGCUGCAGGCCCAACAUCUCCCGCUCUUCGUCUAGCACCAGCAGCUUCAGCAGCACCACGGGGGAAACAGAAGCUCUGGAGGAGCUGGAGACAGUCGGCCAUCCGUCCAUUACGUCCUCCUCUGCCUUCAGCCCCUCUCUGAGCAUUGACAGCCAGGGAUCGGGUACGCCUGUCAUCAUGUGUCGCAGUCCAACAGAUGGGAAAGGUAAAACAUCACCCAGGUCAAACUUGAAGUUUCGCUUUGACAAAAUGAGCCACUCAUCCACAGCUUCUGAGUAGAUUUGCGGAAGGAAAAAGCAGCACACUUUCCCAAUGAAAAUGCAGUAUGAGACUAAGAAAGCUGAUGAAAUCACAACAAUCACCAGAAAAGGAGAAAAAAAACACCUUCAUAUAACCAUAACCAAAAGGCUAAACUGACUAGAGCUGCACCAGACACCCCGCACUCUAUAAAUGUACUGAUAUAACUGUGAGUGUCAGAAGCAGCAACUUUAAACUGCUUGAGUCGAGCUGCAGUAUAACUCUUAUUGUCCCUAUCACUUGAAGGUCUUGGCAUGGCUGUAAAACUGUGAGUGUAGGCCUGGCUGCAGACUGCGCCUCAGCUUUUUCUUAGACAUCAUCUUUCAUACAAAAGUAUACGUUUAUGACUGAACUGUUAGUCCUCAUCCAAAAAACUGUUGAGAACUCUGUGGAAAUAACUGCAGACAGCAGGGUGUUCCUUUUACCUUUAUCCUUCAAUGGUACGUCUCCAAACAAUUCCUCUUUUGCUUAGAGAAAAGAAACAGUAAGCAGAGACUCUCACACAAACCUAUUGUACAGUUCACAUAGUAGCAAAGCCUUGAGGGUGGCAACACUGAAACUGUGAAGCCAAAACUUCUUCGCUAUGAAUGUUUUAGUUUUUUUUAGGAAACCGCUAUGAUUUUUGGAGGCGCUUUUGUAACCUUAUUAGCCACUGCAUUGUGUCCACUGCACUAUAAAGAUGUCUCCCAGCAAAGCAUUUCUGUAUCUGUAGGGGUGACCCCUGAACCCCUGGUUAGACCCAGUAGGAGAGACAUCCAGCACAUUUUAGCCACAAGCUUAUUUUUGCCAAAGCUGCGCCUCACAAUCUCUCCAAAGCCCUUUUUCUCUGCUCGUGCGUUCAGUCUCUCACCAUGUGAGAGGAUGAGAGGUUCCUGGAUCUGGUUACAGCACAGCUUGUGGAAAGCCAAACUACACCCACAUUUGCUGAAGGGAAAAACAAGACAUUGCACUUACUGAAAAAACCUCAUUGUACCUCCCAUUGAAGCUUGCCAGCUCGGUGUAUCAGCGCAGAUGUUUGGUGGUGCUUUUGUUUUUUUAGCAGGGAAGGCUCCCCCCAGGGCCGUGAAGUUUCCCAGCGCGGGUGCUGAUGAAGACAACUUAAAAAAGAUGUUCCACCGGAUCUUUGAACCACCUUUUAACACUUUGAAUGUGAAUUUCAGUCUUGCUAUCUUGUGUUGUAUGCUAAUGGUUAGGAAGGCUACGUUGAAAAGCUAGUUUCUCACAAGCACAACGGGGGCCAUGAGUCUUCUGUGAUCUUCAGCUAGCUACCCACAUAUUAGCAUUAGGGGCAAUGACUUUAAUAUUCACAUCUGUGUUUUUAGUGUGACCAAACAAGAAAGCCUUUGAAGGAAUAUCGUAUUUCACUGCACAGGAAACUAUUUUUGAAGUUGAAGAUGGCUUAGUAGACUAAAGAUUUAAAGUUCACCCACAUUGCAACGUCUUCUGCGAUUGAUAUUUAACAUCCUAGUAAGCUGUGCUUAAUGAAGUUACUUGAAAAGUACCUUUUUUUUAAUAUACCUGGACUAGCACAGACGUUUGGGAUGGGAUGGGCCACUGAUUACCUCGUGUAAGGAGAGAAGAAACAGAAGAAGCAGGAAGUUGUGUUUAUUAUUUAGUUUGGAGCAGUGUUGCCCAGAAAUGCCCUGCAGCCUUUUUCCUCUGUUGACAUGAUUAAUUUAUUAUACAAAUUCUUUUGCAUUGAUGUCAUGUAAAAAAUAAAAUUACUGCAGAAUAUGUUAAUUAAUUAAAGUGAAAUGAUUAAAGGAAAAAUACAUUAAUUUAACAGAUGUCUAAAUAACGUAUAUGUAUAUUGGGUUAUGUAACGUGCCACUGAGAGUUUAUUCUACAAUAAAAUGUUGUAUUUUGUGCCA
Messenger RNA from Girardinichthys multiradiatus, 4655 nucleotides. It is a transcript of the gene rap1gap2a, whose product is annotated as RAP1 GTPase activating protein 2a. The record is from RefSeq and is a predicted model, not a curated record. Gene Ontology annotation, cellular component: plasma membrane; cytoplasm. NCBI's taxonomy places the organism in Eukaryota, Metazoa, Chordata, Actinopteri, Cyprinodontiformes, Goodeidae. Bases 538 to 2766 code for a protein of 742 amino acids. Gene Ontology annotation, molecular function: GTPase activator activity. The transcript has 23 exons. Gene Ontology annotation, biological process: regulation of small GTPase mediated signal transduction; activation of GTPase activity.